Molecule: messenger RNA, 1733 nt
Organism: Penicilliopsis zonata CBS 506.65
Lineage: Eukaryota; Fungi; Ascomycota; Eurotiomycetes; Eurotiales; Aspergillaceae
Exons: 2
Coding region: 144-1601 (485 amino acids)
Biological process (GO): lipid metabolic process
Molecular function (GO): phosphoric diester hydrolase activity
Source: RefSeq, a predicted model, not a curated record
GAGCGUCUGUGACUGGCAGAGGGACUCCCGCUGCUGCUCAAAGACAGAGAUAGAGGACUUUCUGCUGUACAUAAAGACUGCAAGAUCUCGUCCACCAUGGACAGAGCCUCGGUCUUUGUCAGAUAUUAGUACGUACGGUAGUAAUGUCUCGGGGUCUCCACGCCUCCGCCUCGUCGGCCGCCGCUCCACUGCAACAGGGCGCAGAGCGGCCGUUGCUUCUCGACGACAACGACGACGACGACGACCACGACGACGUCAAAACCAGUGUCCCUGACAAAUCCUGCAUCCGCGUCACUGUCGGUUCGCUCCCAGACGAAGAAGAGUUGGACGACGAGCGCCCGCUUUUGUGCUGGUGGUGGUCGCUGUUCGCUUCGCCGAAGAAAACCGAGACUCUGCCCCUGCUGCCGUCCAACGAUCGGCCGGUCAAACGCUGCCGCUGGCGCUUUCGACGGUCUAGGGUGUCUCGCUGUGCGUUGGCCUCGGCGCUGGUUAUUUUUGUCAUGCUAGGCGUUCUGCAAUUCGUCUCACUUGUCUGCGGCAUCGUUCUGUCGUUCUUCCCGGAUGAGAUCGAUCGCGCGGCGACUCACUGGAAGGACCGGACGGGCUACGAGGGAGCCGACCUGUUGCACUGGCCGACGGAUGUCUCGCGCGAUCUUCAGCCCGUGGCGUGCCAUUCGCACAACGACUACUGGCGUCGGGUGCCGCUGUACUCGGCCCUGCAGGCCGGAUGUGUCAGUGUCGAGGCCGACAUCUGGCUCUUCGACCAGGAGCUCUACGUCGGCCACACCACCUCGGCUCUGACCCGUAGCCGCACGCUGCGCAGCCUCUACCUCAACCCGCUGCUGUCCAUUCUCGACCGCCAGAACCCCAUCACCCACUUCCACCCGACUCGCGACCGUCCGCUGCACGGCGUGUUCGACACCGCCCCGACCCAGACCCUCGUCCUCCUCAUCGACUUCAAGACCGACGGCGCCGCCACCUGGCCCGCCCUCGUGGACCAGCUGACCCCGUUGCGCGAGCGCGGCUACCUCACCUACUUUGACGGUGGGAAGGUCAUCCCGGGCCCCAUCACCGUCGUGGGCACGGGAAAUGCCCCCUUUGACCUGCUCAUGGCCAACUCGACCUAUCGAGAUGUCUUCUUCGACGCCCCGCUCGACAUGCUAGCAGAUGGGAACGACGACGAUCCAGAUACCGAGCAUGAAUUCUCCAAUCCUCUAUCUCUAUCUAAAUAUUUAAAACCCGACAAAAACGCCGGCCAGGGCCAGACCGGCACCCCCGCCACCAUCGGCCCAGAAACCUUCAACGCAACCAACAGUUUCUACGCCUCCGUUUCCUUCUCGGCCUCGAUCGGAUACCCCUGGCGGUUCCGGCUGACUCCGCACCAGAUCGGCAAGAUGCGCGCCCAGAUCCGCGGCGCGCACCGUCGCGGCCUCAAGGUCCGCUACUGGGCUCUCCCCAGCUGGCCGCGCAGUCUGCGUAAUCAUCUGUGGACGAUUCUUGUCGAGGAGGGUGUCGAUAUUCUCAAUGUAGAUGAUUUGCGGAGCGCCACGAGAGGGAAAUGGAAGGUGAAUGUGUGGGAUUGGCUUUAUUUUCCUAACUAGUUUCUUCUUCUUCUUCUUCUUCUUCUUCUAGAUGGCGUUGGAUGAUACCACGACUGACGAUAGAUUCCUACGAUAAAUAUACCCUUUGAAUAGUUACAAUGUUGUUGAAUUGAAUAUAUUCUUGAAUGAUUA